UCAAUAAAGGAAUCAUCAAAGAAUGAACAAAUUAAACUUACGUAUAUAGUGUUGUGUUGGUUGUUUUAUAUGUAUUCAAAAACCUGUGCAAUUGGAAAACUCAGAUUCUUGCCAACAGACUCGUAAUCAGUAAAGACUUUUAUAGAAAUAGCAAAUAAAAAUAUCUGAUUUACAGAUCUUAAGUCAUGUCAAAAUAAUAAACGUGAAAAUAUAUUGCAUAAAAACUGACCGGGGCCAAUGUGAAAAAUUUUUAGUCCCGGUCCCGCCGGAACCGGGACCACUUUGCAGUUCCCUAGUUUCGUCUAUUUUUUAUGAUUAUAUUGUUUGUGAAUAUUGAAUUUAGUUAUUGCUUGUAUAUGGUAACACAAUUUAUGUUUGUCUAGUUUACAAUUUCUUGUUAUUGUUUGAAAAGAAUAAAGUAGAUUUUUCGUCACAAAUGAUGUUGUGCUGUUACUACUGAUGACCAUACUUAUAAUGAUUGAAAAUUUCAAUUUACAUGUGAAAUCAAACUUAUAUUUUACUAUAUGGAAUUAUUUUCACAGAUUGUAGAGCCUUUCAUGCUGCAUUUUGUGAUAUAUUUUGUUCUUUUAAUAAAACAUACAUAGAGAUUAAAAUAUGAAAUGCAAUGUAUGGUAAUUUCUUAGGUCAAUAAUCGUGGAAGCCGGAUCUAUAGAUUUCCGAUCGAAAAGCUCUAGAAAAUGAUCGGAACUUGGAAGCAGGAAUGCAGUGAUCGAAUUUUUCUAGUUUUCAUCAGAACUGACCGCAACCGGUCAAAACCAGGCACCAGAUCUGAUUGCUGGAACUCUGCUUACGAAGGUUUUACCAUCUUCCCGAGCUUUCCAGCCGGAAACGGCCGGUAUUUCUUAACCUGACUUAUUAUAGGUCAUUCAUUAUCUAUUAUCAGCUGAUCACACGGUUGUUCAGAAGAUUUUGUGACUAUCUUUUUAUGCCAUGUUCAUUUUAAUUAUCUCAGGUAAAAGAUAGAAGCCAAAUUAUCAAAAUUACCGUUUUGUUGAGCUUACUGAAGAAGAAGGAAAGCCCAUAUUGAAGACUAAAACGUAUGUGUCAUCUCGAGACAUAGAUCUUUUCGGCAAAGUUUGAAGGAAUUUUUUAGCGAUUUUCCAUUCUCUAGAUCAAACUAAAGGUUUUCUUAUAUCAAAAAAUAUAGAAAGUAUAGAGACCAAAUGCAUAUGUGGUCGACGGCAUAAAUGCUGUAUUCCACAUAGCAUUAAAAAGUGCAAAAUCGCAAAUAAUUAUAAAGCUUGCUUUUUUUAAAGCUUUUCUAGGUGAUUAUUUUAAUUUAAUCAAUACUUUAGCGUUUUCAAUGAGUACAAUGAUGGAUUUAGAGCACAAUUUAAAGAGUUAUCGAUCUCUGUUUCCUGAUAGGCAAAAUACGAGUUAUAUAGUAAUUUUGAAUGUAAAGCCUGUCAAUCAUUUUAUUUUAUGCUGUAUCUAUAGUGAGAAAAUUAGAUUUAAUCUAUCGUAUAUAUCAAAAGAAUUUCUUGAAAUAAAAUAAGCUUGUUUGUCUUUAAUUAAGUUUAUUAUUAAAUAAAUCUUAAAUUUAUUCUCAUAUUUCAAAGCGAAGAAGAUCUUAUGAUAAAAGUUUAGUACGCAAUUCUAAUCAAGUCGUUGCUUUUUCUAUUUUAACCCUCAAGGUGAUAAGAAAAAAACUUUUCCUUUUUUUUUUUAAUAUUAAACUUUCACACGUCUUCGUUAGUUAUUCCAAUUACGAGUAAGUAAGCAAUACUUUUGUAAUCACUAUUUUUUUUCUCAUUCUUUGCUUCUUCCUUUUUUUCCGUCAACAUCGGUAAACAUUCAAUUGAAUAUUCUGGUUCAAUCACAAUCGACAUCAGUCGUCGUCGUCGUCGUCUAUUCUUCUUUUUUGGUAAUAAUAAUAGGUAAUACAACAUCAGAAGUAGCUUCAGGUGUGCAAGCUCAGAUAAAUUCAGGUGGUCAAGGUCCUGAACUUUAUCGAUUUGUGGUUUUGAAAGUAAAUUUAAUUGAAAAAAAGAAAAAUUUGUUUUUUUUUUGAAAAUUUUCUUCAAAGGGAGGUAGAGAAUUCAUUGAUGUGAUGCGUGUAACAAAUCGAUGCACUUAUUCAAAAACAUACUCCAAGAUUUCUUUAUAAUAAUGGUGAAGGAAAAUUGGUAGAAAAUGAAAUGUUUUUGUUUUCGAAAUUUGUUUUUUGCUUUUUGUUCGUUUCAGGUAACAAUAAGUGAAAUCAUCAAAUGACAAAAUAAUACUUACAGUAAAUUAAAAAAAUAUAAUUUCAUCAACUAAAACACUUGAUGAAGAUGAUAUCAAUGAUAAAUGAAAUGAAAAAAAAAUAAAUAAACAAAUAUGUCAUUUGGAAAAUUUAGGUGAAGAAACUUAACGUAUUUGUUCGGGUCUUGAUUUACGAGAUGAUGUUGGAGAACAUAUUGUUCAUAUUUAUUUUCUUUCAUCAACUCCUGUUCAUUCAACAUUAGCUAAAAGACUUCUAAGACAUUAUCCAAGAUUAAUGGAUGAUAUAUAUAUGGGUGAAUGAAUAUUAUGGUUACUUGACUUUGACUUUUUUCUUUUCAAUAUUUUAUAUUAAAUUUUUAGGUGAAAAUAUUCUGCAUAUUGCAAUUGUUAAUGAAGAACCAGUCACAGUUGAAAUUUUUACUUGAUGCAAAGGUGGUAAUUUUACACAAAGAUGUUGUGGAAAAUUUUUUUGUCCGGAAGAUCAAAAGUCGAGUCGGUAAGAAGAAAAAAAAACAAUUUUGAUGAUUUUUUUUUUCUUGGAAUAUCAAUUUAGGGUGGAUAAUGUAACAAAAGAAUGUCCAGAUGUAAGUGUUGCAAUUAAUUAUGGAGGUUAUUGUUAUUUUGAUGAAUAUCCACUUUCAUUUGCGGCUGUUUUACAACAAGAAGAAUCAGUAAGAUUAUUAGUUGCUAAAAUUGCUGAUAGAAAUUGUCAAGAUUCAAAUGACGAUAUACCUUUACAUAUACCAUUAACACUUACAGCUGUUAAAGCACGUAAAAAAAUCUUUGAUCAUAUUUCACAAAAAGUUCGAACAAUCUAUUAUCAAUAUAGAAAUGUAAUAUGUGCAGAUUAUCCAUUAGAUGAUAUUGAUACAAUUGGAAAAGAUGAAUCUUUAAAUGAUACAAGUUCAUUAAAUAUUAUUGUUCGUGGAGAAUCCGCUGAUCAUUUAGAUAUGAUGAAUGUUUUAAUUGUAAAAUUAUUAAAUGAAAAAUGGCGUACAUUUAUCAAAUUCAAAUUUUUUCAAUGUAUGAUUAUAUUUACAAUUUAUUUUGGUAUAUGUUUAUUUGGAUUAUUGAUUCGUGGUUAUUAUCAUGUACCAUCAUCAUGUAUUAUACAUGAAGUAAUUAAUAAAGAAGAAAAUAUAAUGAAAUCAAUAAUUGCUAAUCGAAUUGAAUAUUCAUUUAUUUCUGUUAAUGAUCCAAUCAGAGUAUUAUUUCUUUUUUCUUGUAUAUUAACAUUGGCAAUGUUACCAGCUCGAUUUACUUGUUUAAUUAUUACUAAUGGUGUUUUUUAUGUAUUUGCAACACUUCCUUGUACACCUUAG
Rotaria sp. Silwood2 is the source of this 3548-nucleotide messenger RNA. The record is from the annotation of a GenBank genome assembly. Lineage: Eukaryota; Metazoa; Rotifera; Eurotatoria; Philodinida; Philodinidae.